AUGGGCGACCGGAGCGGCAACCAGAAUGGUCAGAAGGACGAGGAUGAUGACUGGGCAGCCAUGCUGACGACCUGUAUGUCCAGCGGGAGCGCAAACGCAUCUUCCGGCAGGCAACCAGGUACCGGAGAACUGUCGGCGCACGCCAGGCUGGGAGGGACAUGGUCUGCUGAGGCGUUGCACGGCGUACGCACGCAGUCCUUGAAGCCCACAAGGGUGGGGCGCAACCCUGAGUUUAGCCUGAACCGUCACCCUUAAAGGCCCGGUACACCAUUCAGUUAUCGUCUGAGAGGCGGUACCCAUAUACACACACACUCCUCACAUGCGUGAGAGUGCUAGAGGUCACGAUAGGAAAGAGCCAUUGCAGCCUGACUCUCAGCCCAUCAGUCGGCCGUCCCAUACAAAUAACACAAAAUUGGGCAGACCGCGGGAACUGAGUUGAUGCGUCAGUCGACAAUCUUCCAAGCCAUGGCUCUAGGUGUACCGUGAUAGUCUCAGACUCGGAUCACACAUGCUACAGAGGAACCGCAUGGAGAAGGAGCCGAGAAUCCCACUUCCCACUUACAUGAGAGGUGUGAAUGCCGUGUUUGUGUUGUGUAAUGAUGAAUGAUGUUGGUGUGUUUCGCAGGUGCUGGUGAAGAAAGGUGUGACGGUAAGGUAUGGCUGGCGGUUGUCUAUCACAGGUUUUCGUGAAUGCGCAUGUGGCCUAAUAGGCUCAUGCGGUGGCUGAAUGUGCGAGGGCAGUGCGGGCAGUUGAGGCGGAUGCUGCGAGUGUAUGCCGGUGCUCCAGGCACUGGUUCACCAGCCUUUGCGUGAUGGAUUCGCAAGUGACCUACCAGUCCGAUGUGGGAAGUGAAUGUGUGAUCGCAAUAGGGCCAGGUUGGGACCGAGUUUACAUCGCUGGAGGUGGUGAUGAUGGGGGAAGAUGUUGGGGUGCGAGAUGUCGUGGUGUUGGCGAAACUGGUCGCUGUGAUCGACGCAGGGGUUGGAGCAUGUCGAUGAUUGAUGGCGGUGAGCAGCGACAAUAUAAUCAGCAGUAACGAGGAUGCCACAGGGAUGAGAGUAGAGGAGAAUUUGAUGUUGCCGGGCUGCUUGUGUAUGGCAUCUCAAGGUAUCCUACGAGGCUAAUUUUCGAUCGUAAUGUGCAUUGACAGCCCAGGCAUGUUGGCAUCGGCUGACUGUUAGCAUCGAGAAGUCGAGGCACUUGUCACUUGCGGGCCUCCUUUUGGCUUUGGCGGCGGUGAUCCGAUCAACUUUGUAGAUGACUGUGCCGGUCUGUUCUAGGCGAGGUCCUCUCGGGUCUCCGAUUUGCUUUUCAGACGUUUCAGAAAGUCCUUCAAAGUGUCCUUGUAGCGCCGUUUCUGUCCUCCUUGCUGACGAGUACCCGUGACGACAUCACUAUAGAAGAGUUGUUUUGGUAAAAGUCUGUUUUCCAUCCUCACGAGAUGGCCACUCCAAUAUAGUCGUAGUUUCCUCAAAAUAGCGUGAAUGCUGAAGUUUCCGGUCCUCUCUAGGACUUCAUGUAGGGGAUCCUGUUCUGUCAUCUCUGCUUUCGUAUUCUGUGCAGGCAGCUAAAAUGGAAGCGGUUUAGCCUCGCUGCACGGCUGGAGUAGACGGUCCAGGUCUCCCCUCCGUAGAAAAGUGUCGUCAGGAUGACGACCUUGUACAUCUUCAGUUUGGUAUUCAGUUGGAGGUCGUGACGAUUCCACACGGUGUUCUGCGGCCGGCCGAAGUCUCGGCCGGCAUUGGAGAUCCGGUAGGCCACUUCGUCGUUGAUUCUGGUGCUGCUGGAAAGUGUGAUUCCGAGAUGGGCGAAAUUGUCGACGAUUCUGAGUUUGUAGCCGUCGACAGUAAUUCGAGGAGGAGUGAAAUGCUGCAUGUUGGGUGACGGUAAGUGCAUGACCACCGUUUUCUCUGUACUGAUGGUCAGCCCGAAGUGGGCGCACCCGGCGGAGAGGCAGUCCAUGCUUCGUUGCGCGCCUUCUUUAGUCGUAUUGUAGAGUACAUAGACGCCGGUGAUGAGCAGAUCAUGGAUGGUAGCUGUGGAUAGAGGUGUCGAAGCCUUCAUUUGCCGGUAAUCGAGAAGGUGCCCAUCGGUCCUCUAGUCGAUGUGUGUCCCGGGCCGCCCAUCAGGAUAGGUGUCCAUCAGCAUUACAUAGAACAUGAGACUAAAGAGGGUGGCAACGAGUGCACAGCCCUGUUUCACUCCAUUGACCACUGCGAAUGACUAGGAGAUUGCGCGUUGUCCAUGACGCACGGCAUCGUCGCGUCGUGGAGCUGACGUACCACGUGAGUGAAUCGCUCGGGACAGCCGAACCUUUGCAUGAUUCUCCACAGUUCCUUGUGAUGCACCGUAUCGAAGGUCUUCGUCAAGUCCGCUGAAGUGGUGCAGAGGUAGUUCGCAUUUCCUGGCACUUCUCCUGAAGCCGGCGAUCGAAAAACACCUUGUCAGUGGUGCCCGGAUGCCGUCGGAGACUGCAUUGGUUGUCCGACAGGAGUCCUUGUUCCAGGUGUCUGCUGAGAUGAUUAAGGAGGAUGCCGGCAAAGAUUUUUUCGGCGAAGUUGAGCAGCGAGGUUCCUCUGUGGUUGCCGCAGAAUUGGCGGUUGAGAUGGGCGAUGGUUGCAUUUUUGAGAUCCUGAGAAACUUGUUCGCAGCGUCACACCUCCUGAAAUAGCGUCGUGAGUUGGUCCAUCAGGUGGAGGCCGCCGUGCUUGUAGACUUCAGUUGGAAUUGCGACGGAGCAUGGUGCUUUGCCGCUGGCGAGUUGUUGCAAAGCGCGGAGAGUUUCUGGGAGGGAGGAAGGGCGGGAGAUCUAGGUGGACGUUGAUUUCCACUUGGGGGGGGCCAAUGCAUGGAGGCGUCGGAGAUUGUGGAGAACUUUCCUGAAGUGCUCGGCCCAGCGUUUCAGAAUCUGCGACUUUCCCUUGAGAAGCGUUGAUCAAUCAAAACUGAGAGGCGGUACAUUUCCCUCGGUUAGGGGUCAUAGAUCGCCUUGAUCGCAGUGAAAAAGUCCUUCGAUUCUUUGCGAUUGGCGUAUGCCUGGAUCUCGUCGGCCGUGCUGGUGUCCUCCAUUUCUCGCGACAGUUGCCGCGCACGACGGCGACACUGGUAGCAGUCCGCUUUUUUCGCGUCGGUUGGACGGUUGAGGUAGACUCUGUGCAAUCUGUUCUUAUCAGCGCACCGAUUGCUGAUGACUGCGUCUCUAUCGUCGAGCCAGUCCAGGUGCUGGCGACGUGCGCGGCCGGGGACAGCCAGCGAAGUCGAAUGAACGGUGUUCUGCAGUUAGCAUCAUCGGAUCACCACGGAGGCGCUUUUAUCUGAAGAUGGCAGGUCUUCCAGUCGCUAGGUCAGUUGAUUGUCGAGAUGGAAACAGUGAGCAGGCAACUACAAUAAAGCAGGACUCUGCUUACCUAAGGGUCGCUUACCUUGAGGUCUCCUGCGAGGCUGUAGGCUAAUCCUCAUCUUGGAGAUAACGAGGCGAGGGUCGUUUCAACCAUCGGCACCCGAGAUCGCCUUGCUCACCAUCGCGUCCUGCCGAUGUCACCGCAAGAAGAGAACAUAGUCCGGUAGCUGCCCGCACCGCGAUCGAAGGUGCGUUCACAUGGCCUUCUUCCGCAUCUUCAGGCGGAAGAAUGUGUUGGCCAGCAGGAGGUGGUGUUCUACGCAGGCUCCCAGGAUAAACAGACCAAUGUCGAUACAGCCGCCGAUCCCGUGAGGACCCAGCACUCCCCUCCAUGCAGCGCAGUCUGUUCCGGCGCGAGCAUCAUAGUCACAGUAGACGAUCAGUUUGUCCACCUUCAGCACAGACGCUAAAAGGGCCUGCAGGCCUUCGUAGAACGUUGCCUUUUUCUCGUCCGAGCCAGUCAUUGUUGGGGCUUAAACACUGAUGAUGAUGAUGAUGAUGCUGAUGCUGAUGCUGAUGCUGAUGCUGAUGAUGAUGAUGAUGAUGAUGAUGAUGAUGAUGAUGAUGAUGAUGAUGAUGAUGAUGAUGAUGAUGGCGAAUUUACCUCCCCGGAGAGGCGGGUGGAGGCUCAUCAAUUGGUCAUUGAUACCCUGCGACAGACAGGGCAGUCGUUCCACGAUGUCGUUCCGGAUGGCAAAGGUGACGCCCGUGUCUCGUCGCUCUGCCCCGGAGCGGCCGCUACAGAAGAAGGUGUAGCCGGCACCCGCCUCCUCCAUCUGACCUUGUUCGGAGAGCCGGGUCUCUCUGGGUGCAGCGAUGUCCACCUUGUAGUGCGUCAGUUCUCGAGCAGCUAGCGCUGUCUUUCGUUCCAGUUGGUUGCUCCUCGAGUUGUUUAAAAGGGAACUAACAUUCCAGACUGCUAGAGCGGGGCGAUUCACCCCACCAGCCUGCGGGAUGGGCCGGAAGGAGGAGGAGGAGGAAGAGAAAGAGAGAGUAUUUUGUCUUGUGUUUUGGUUUCGAUCGCAUGUUAGGCAGUAAGCGGGCUCCGGUAUGCACGCACAUGUCGUGAGCCCAGUAUUUAUUUAGGGCACCUUUUCUAGCCCCGUCCUCCUCGCGGGGGGUGAGCAGUGCUGUCCCUAAAUAGGGCAGCUUGGUUGCGUCAGACGGUUGUCGAACUCCACUUUGAUCACGUGUUGGUUUAGUGAGAGGACGACCCGAUUGGCCUUGGCCGCCUACGUGAUUGCAUGUCGCCCUCGCUGUGAGACACUUCAACCGUGGGGGAAGAGAGCAGAAUAGAGAGUAGGCUGAGAGGAUGGGGAGGAUAAGAGGGGAGGGAAGGGGAAUGAGGGAUGGGAGGGCAUGGAGGGUCGGGAGUAGGGAUGGGACACCCACAGCACCGGAAACAGUGGACACCGGACCUAUUCUGCAGUAUCGUUUUCAUGACUGCUCGUUUCAGGAAGUUUUGCAGGAGAAUCUAACUGAUGUCAAAAAUCGAAGGCUUUAAAACAGACUAGCUCAGGGCUUGGGCUGGGUCAAGACACCCUCAUUAGGAAGUCCUUCAGGCAGCUGUCGUAAACUGCAAUUAAACAGUUAUCAUUACUGACAACGAAUCGGUACAUGCAUAAAGAUUGCAAUAAGCUUCUGUUUCUAAGCAACACUUGCCAAGAUAGUGUUUUUGAUGAGAACUGAGAAUAAAGAGUGGGGAAUGCGAGCGAAAGGCAAUCAUUCUGAAGGCUCAAGACGUAAUAUUAGAAGGUUAAAACUUCACGAACACAUACCAAGACUCGAACGAAUCAAAAACAAGAAGACUGAACUCGACUAAUAGUCAAACCAAACAGCUGGAUGGCAAAGAUCGGGGAAAGGAUCCCAAACACACACGACCAACCAAAAGUGCCUGUCUUACGGGAAAGGUGGUAAUAGGGGUUUUGCGGGCGGAACCUAGGUAUGCAUAAUGGCAAAAUAAGUAUAAAUAAUUGGUAAAUUCGUUUUUCGGGCGGAAAAGUUUCAAUGCGAUGACAUAGCUGCCGAUACUAAGCAGGAAAAUUAAAAAAAUAAACGCUAAGUACCUACAACGAUCUCUUCUCAACUAUCUGAGUUGAGGUAAUUGUAGAUAAAGCACCAGACCGUUUACAACAUAUGGCCCAACCUUGUGCGAUGAAACACCGAACCGGAAUGAGCGUGUCGGACUAAAACCCACUUAAAUAAAAAUAGUAGGUAUUCUUCGUAUGCCACAGAUGCUUGGGGGCCUUCACCCGAUCAUUACCAGCUGGGUUAACAGAUAUUAAUCGCCAUUUAAAAGGGGACCGAAGAGUGCGAACUACCAGGAAAAGGAGACUUAGGGGUACAGCCGUGUAAUUUCUGAGAGGUGCAUCAGAUAGGUGAAUGAGGAAAAUGACGCUACGGCAAAGCAGUAGCAGGCGCCCUGCACGACUCUACAUGAGCGACCUUUUUAUUUCACCAGAAAGUAGACGUCAGUGCGUUCUGUUAGGUUGCCGACAAUCGAUGGUCACGACGGAUGUGUCAAAAAAAUCAGUGUGAUGCAGUAGGACGAUAGGUGGCGGUGCCCGUUCCAGAUGAAAUGGCUGACCUAAAAUCAACCCUUCUGCCCACACCGGACAAUAGAAAUUCAGAACAGACGAAGUCUGCUAGUUGGCACAAGUAAAGACUGUCCGGCACAUCCAGAAGCGGCGGGUUGUGGAGUGGUCAUCAGCGAAGGUUAACUGCAAGAUAAGCCGACUCUCAGAUACAAAAGAUAAGUAGUUGGAGACUGUACAGCGGCUCUACUCUUGUAUGCUGUCUAUUCCUAAAGUGAUUAUUAGUGCUCUUCGAUGUGGAGAAGGCCGCCAACCAUCCAAUACGGCCACCGACAUAAUCAUAUGACCGUCAAUUAACGAUUCUCUGGUGUGGACGGUAAUAUUGAUCUUAGAUGCCAAGGAAACAACCCUCUAGGAAGCCGUCCAGCUCAACCGGUUUUUAAAAAUUAAGGCCUAACCGGGCUUUUGAAUUACCGGAAAGCCAUUGUCUUCGCCUUCCAAAUAUACUUGCAGAGAGACAAUGGAGCCAAUAGGGGCACUUUUCUAUGUCGGAAGGGCGUUCAUCGAUCGGGUUACGGAAUCUCCUCGCCCAUUAAACUUUGCGGCUCGAUACAGAGUUACACAGGAGGGCACAGUGCGACUAGCAAUAUAUGCAGAAUGAGAUCUCCGACAAGGACAGGGGAUACUGAAGUGUCAUUUCUGGCUUAUUGGCUGUCGUCAACCGGCCAUGCCGGACAGCAAAAAUUCUCGCCGAGAAGUCUGUUUCCUUAGUAACCUCACAGGGAACAAGGACACCGGGUAAUAGCGUGUCCUAUCAGCUUUCGAAAACUUGGGACGCAGUUGAAGCGGCGCAUACUCGGUCGGGGUAGGUUGGUCCUUCCCAACAUCUUUAUGGCCCGUGGGUCCCCUGUCGUUUCGUGAAACCCGAGACAGCGCAACUUUGCAAUAUCGAGAUCUCUUGGGUGCUCGGUAGAAAUCUUGUUAACACCGGCUUUGGCUCAACCAUCCGUACAGACUGCCUGGUCAAAGCGCUUCCAGUGCGUUGCCAUUGAUUGCCAUGGGUUGCCAUCAUGUGCUCCUGAUGGAUAGCCCCUUCGAUGGUGGGGUUACGAGGUUACAUUCAGUGAUGUGAGGCUUAGAGACAUGGCCGCCGGUAAUGUCUGCCUGUGGCAUUUUUUGCUCUUUAGUCCACCUUUUUGCUGACUCAUUUAGAGAGAUGAUGUCGACGAGGCGAACGAUUUCUUAAAGGUGGUCGUCACCACAUGAGGUGCUCUGACUACACUGAAAAGUAACGUCCCUUGGGGUUGACUAAGCAGAUCUGUAGGUGCAUGUUCGCUACACCGAUGUGGCAUGAGCAGGUGAUUGCAAGACGACAAUUAUUUAAACACCAAAAACCAGUACGCUAGCCCUUAUAGUAGCAUCGUUUCCAUCGCUAUGCUCGUAGACGUUGACGUCUGCCUUGGAGAUUUGUCUUCAAAGUGGAGGAUGCGAGUGCUGAAAGAGUUUGUUGGACUGAUGUUUCGAAUGCUCACCCGGGCCCAUCAUCAGAGACGGUCGCAGAUAAGGCUUACAGGAGGCAACAGGGACGUGGUAUUUCCAGGACACAGUUGUCACGCAACCACAUGUCUACUAUAGUCACCAAUAUAGGUUACGUGCCAACUGCAUCCAUUGUGCCCCAAUCACCCUUAUCUGCCAUUGUCUCUGACGAUGGGUUCCGGUGCAAAUAGGAAAAAGCAGGCCAACAAACUUUUUCUUCUGAGACGUUGUUGAUCCUGGCGUGAUAACUACUCAACAGUUCGGCUCGUUAUUACUGGAAAUGUUGGUUACCCACGCCCUCCUCGUAAAGCAAAUUACUUUUCCGAGGCAGUCUCAGUACAGAGUACGGAGGCGGGAGGUCAUUGCGUUUACUAAUUGAUUGCGAGCCGAAGACCAAUGAUUAAGACAGUACGCGAAUUACGAAAUGCUUCAUGCGAGGAUUCUGGCCUCGUCAAGCUUGAAGGUGCAACCGAGUACCCACAAGUGAACCGCAAACUCAGAGCCAGUAACAUUCUUCUUCAUUGACGCUGCAUGUCCGGCCAUCUGCGUCCGGAAUUUUUCUCACGUAGUCGCUCUCUGCAACUGAAUCAUUUACGGUAAACGACUACAGAAACUUCGGCCUCACGACCUUGCGCCCGAUGGUUGUCCUGGUUUUCGUGCAACCCCAACUGCAAGUGGUGUGAGAAGGCGGUUGAUGGCUUCCGAGACGUUUUCAUGCACGGUAGCACAAGCCAAACUUUGGUGGCAGUUGGAUUGAAUCUCCCAAACGGUAUGAGUAUGCACCGAUUGACAAAGUUGCGUGGGUAACCAUUCGCCUAGUGCACCCAUCGAAAAUACGGUGAUUCGACAACUUCGUCUUACAGUUCACCGCGAUCCACUUCAACACCGAUAUAGCGCGCUUACGCACCUACUUUCGUCGCUCUUUGUGUGAUUGCUAUUGAAGCUCAGUACCUUUUUCGUGUCAUUUGCUUUCAUGAACACCGAUUUUUAUGUCACUACAAUCUUUGCGACAGAUGAAGACAUAAAAUAAGACUACCUGUUUGUUUUUUUCCUUCUCCGUCGUGAAUUGUAAGUCCUGGAUGGCCGCAGACCUCGAUAUUGUGCUUGCAGGCACGGGGCGUUCUACUAUCGUAUUGGACGGGAUGGACUACCUUCAGAAAGCCAAAAGCUUGUUGGAAAAUCGUCAGUUCUAUGUGUAAUGCAAAACUAACCCCGUAAAAACACUGACAUGUGAAAUCGAUGCACGUUGUUGGUAAUGGAGAAAUUUGGUGCAAAACGCCGAUCGACCGACGCAUGGCGAGAACGUAUGAAACAGUCUCGGCAAAAUUUUAUGGUUUUACGGAAGUGCACAAAGAUGGCACCCCUCUCUGCCCCAUCGCAUCACUCAAAGGCACACAAAAUUACGGAUUGGCAGAGUGGCCGCUCCUACGUCUGAAAUUCCUAGCCGCUGAUUUCGAAACUACAGUCAUCUCGUCAAAAUUGCUCUAGCAAAAAACUUGGUAUCAAGUCUUUUGUCACAUAACAUUUCAGUUCUAUUCCUCAGGAUACGACAGUUGAAACCAUCGAAUUACUCUUGCAAUAAAAGUACGAUGAAAAAAGACUCGUCCCGGACACGCUGAAAUCCACUAACUGAUGCAGUUGUCUCUGGAUGUAUUCCACUUCUGACCGUCGAUACCGACGAUGUCCUUGCGCGUGGAAUUAAGCAUGCGCUAUAUCCACCUCACUGUUCCCCCACCCGCCCUAGCCCGGUAUCGAAACAAAGUCAAGAUGAUCAGAGGCGGCAUCGGACGCAGUUGCUGAUAAGGCUAAAUAGUCCGUUCGCGCGAACCACACACACGCCUGGUCCGCGUACGACAGAUCAAGUUUUCACGUAAACAAGAAAGGGGCGGUUCGAACCGAUAUUUAUUGGGAGUGCAACAGAAGCCACAUUAAGGAGGGGCAAUCAGCAUAAAGAAAUAUACAGUGAGACCUUCCUGAUAUUCCUAAUCUCUAAGUCAAUGGAAGUCGUUCCAACCACGAAGAGACCACGCCUGUUUGUUCACUCUCUAGGCGUCGGUGAGUCCAAAUAAGCCUACAGUUGAUGGAACGUUUGGCAUAGGAGGCGUAAAACCUGGGUCUAUGAACCUUUCCCAUUCAAAAACUUACGUCGAUGGCCAUCCUGGUUGGACCUGUCUACGUGCCCUCCUCGCGCAGAGAUGCUUUCCUACGAAACAGUAAGGACGACAAUCCGGGGUUUUUAGCUAGACAAAGGACAAUGUGAGCAAACACUCACUUCUUCGAUGGUGUUUUUCGAAGUCAAGGGUUCAGUCACGUUUUGGAAGUAUUCAAAACGCGCUUCAAAAUCGCACCCUUACUUUAGUACUGGGAUUUCGCCCGAUGCUCGGGUACAAGUGGUUUAUGCAGUUCGGCGAUCCAUGUGUUGAUCCGGUCGCGGCGUCGUCUCUCAACUUCGUUGUUCAACUUCAUCUACUACUACUACUACUACUACUACUACUACUACUACUACUACUACUACUACUACUACUACUACUACUACUACUACUACUACUACUACUACUACUACUACUACUACUACUACCACUACUACUACUACUACUACUACUACUACUACUAUUACUAUUACUACUACUAUUAUUAUUAUUAUUAUUAUCAUCACCACCACCACCAGCACCGCCGGUCGAUAAUUGUUCUCACAACUGCUGGUCUGAUUCCAGACCCGUAA
Spirometra erinaceieuropaei is the source of this 10193-nucleotide messenger RNA. The record is from the annotation of a GenBank genome assembly. Lineage: Eukaryota; Metazoa; Platyhelminthes; Cestoda; Diphyllobothriidea; Diphyllobothriidae.